AUGGCUGCAAAUUGCAGACUCCCAUGGCGUCAGGGAGAACCCCAAAACAGCCCUGGUUUACAGCUGCCACAGUCCGUGGCAUCCCCAGGAACUCAACUUAGAAAUGACUACGGGGACCCUGAGACUUGGCACAUGAACUUCAGGAUGUUCAGCUGCCCGGAGCGGUCGGACCCCAUCCAGGCUCUGAGGAAACUCACUGAGCUGUGCCAUCUGUGGCUGAGGCCCGACCUCCACACCAAAGAGCAGAUCCUGGACAUGCUGGUGAUGGAGCAGUUCAUGAUCUCCAUGCCCCAGGAGCUCCAGGUCUUAGUCAUGAUGAACGGUGUGCGGAGCUGCAAAGAGCUGGAGGACCUGCUACGGAACAACGGAAGACCCAAGAAAUGGUCUGUGGUCAACUUGCUUGGCAACGAAUAUCUUAUGCUGGACUCAGAUGCUGAGAUGGCCGAAGCCCCCGCCAGCGUCAGGGAUGAUCUGAGAGAAGUGUCCAGCCAGCGGGCCUCCUCUGUGAACGACAUGCACCCGGGGGAAGGCCAGGCCAGCCGAGAGCUGCAGACCCUGCCCAGGGUCCCCACACUGUCCAGGGGGCAGGGAGGGGACUUCCUGCUGCCAGAGACUACUGACAUAAAAGGUGACCCAAAGUCUCCAGGACCCAAGCAGACCUUGGAGAAGAAUCUGAAGGAAAACAGCGAAGAGAAGCCAGGACUCACAUCCCCAGAGCCUCAGCUUCCAAAGGGCCACGCAGAUCUGGAGAGGGCAAAGGAUGGGAAGGAACCCCAAAAAAGAGCCUCUGUGGAGAAUGUGGAUGCUGACACAGCUUCUGCCUGCGCGGUGGAGACAGAAGCUUCGACUCACAGCGAGGACAGAGACUCUCCGAAUCCGAGAGGUCCCAAAAGAAGCAAACCAGACGCCACCUCCAUUUCCCAAGAAGAGCCUCAAGGAGGAGCCACACCUGUGGGCAACAGAGACUCCCCGGGCCCAGCUGGGAUGAAUCCGGUUCAUUCCCCAGGCCUUGAGAGCACAGGCAGUCACCCCGAUGGCCAAGAAGCCGUGGCACUGCCGCCCUUUGUGUGUGCCGUGUGCAGUAAAGAAUUUAAGUAUUUCUCCCAGCUAAAGCUCCACAAUAGAUCACACACAGGAGAGAGACCCUUUGAAUGUCAUGAGUGUGGGAAGCGCUUCUUGCAGGCCUCAGACCUCCGGGUUCACCAGCGAAUCCACACCGGCGAGAAGCCCUACACGUGUGACGUCUGCAACAAGCAGUUCGCCCACGAGUCCACCUUGCAGGGUCACAGGAGGAUGCACACGGGGGAGAAGCCGUUCAAAUGCAAAUUCUGCAGCAAGGUCUUCAGCCACAAGGGGAACCUGAACGUUCACCUGCGUACGCACUCUGGGGAGAAACCCUACAAGUGUCCCAUGUGUGGAAACGUCUUCCGUCAGCUGGGAACAUUCAAACGUCACCUGAAAACACAUCAGAAACCACUUCCCAGUGAGUCCAGAGAGGGGUCCUCACCCUCCACCCCAGGAGAGAGUGAAUGA
Molecule: messenger RNA, 1533 nt
Organism: Saimiri boliviensis boliviensis (Bolivian squirrel monkey)
Lineage: Eukaryota; Metazoa; Chordata; Mammalia; Primates; Cebidae
Product: zinc finger and SCAN domain-containing protein 5B
Biological process (GO): regulation of gene expression
Cellular component (GO): nucleus
Source: RefSeq, a predicted model, not a curated record